AAAUGAAGAUAAUUAAUUUAACAAUAUUAUUUAUUUUAGUUUUAUUUUUUUUAAAUAUUUUACAAGUCACUAGUAGACAUCACCAUGGUGAGUGGAGACAUAAUGGUAAAAGACCAUUAACCGAAUACCCAAGACCAUAUACACAUAAUAGCGAGGAUAGUCAAAAUUACCACCAUGGCGAAGGCAGAAAAAACCACCACAGUGAUGGCAGAAGAAGCCACCGUGGUUGUAAAGGUGGUCAUAGACACAAGAACGAAGAUAGUCAAAAUUACCAACAUGGUGAAGACAGACAAAACCAUGGUUGUGACAGUAGUCGUGAUCAUAGUAGUCAUCACCCAACACCAGAUAGCAACAAAAAUAAAUUUUGGAAUGGUGACUCCGACAGUAACAGCAACAGCAACAGUCAUAAUAUAAUUAUCAACAACAAUAAUUAUCCAGUUCCAAGCUAUUCUUCCAAUGAUACUGUCCCAACAGACAAUGGCUGGUCAUCAAGCUUUAGUACUGAGUAUAUCCAUGUUUUUUCCAAACGUUCUUUGGUUUCAUUUAUUAUCGCUUUCUCUUUAACAAGUCUUGUUUUUAUUAUUACAACUUUCUGUAGUUGUAGCUGUGGUUGCAGAGGAAGAAGAUCCCAAUAUACUCCAGUUGUUCAAUUAUAAAAUUAUUGUAACUAAUAAUUUUUAAACCAAUGUACAUAAUAAAUGAAAUAAUAAACAAUAAAAAUAAGUAAUAAAUAAUAAAUUUAAAUUUUAUUUUAUGUUUAUU
Dictyostelium purpureum is the source of this 762-nucleotide messenger RNA. RefSeq lists its product as uncharacterized. Lineage: Eukaryota; Evosea; Eumycetozoa; Dictyosteliales; Dictyosteliaceae. Bases 3 to 656 code for a protein of 217 amino acids. The transcript has a single exon. The record is from RefSeq and is a predicted model, not a curated record.